Messenger RNA from Anopheles darlingi, 2940 nucleotides. RefSeq names its product mucin-19-like. Gene Ontology annotation, cellular component: nucleus. The coding region runs from base 1 to 2940 and encodes 979 amino acids. The record is from RefSeq and is a predicted model, not a curated record. Lineage: Eukaryota; Metazoa; Arthropoda; Insecta; Diptera; Culicidae. Gene Ontology annotation, biological process: regulation of transcription by RNA polymerase II. The transcript has 14 exons. Gene Ontology annotation, molecular function: RNA polymerase II cis-regulatory region sequence-specific DNA binding; zinc ion binding; DNA-binding transcription factor activity, RNA polymerase II-specific.
AUGAGCGGGGGCUGUCUAACGCACCACCAGCAUCACCGUACCAACUCCUCCUACAGCUCCUAUUCGACCGGAUUGAAAGAGUCCAGCAAGUGCCCCACGCCCGGCUGCAUCGGACUUGGUCACGUCACUGGCCUUUACUCGCAUCACCGCAGUCUGUCUGGAUGUCCACGACGCGAUAAGGUAUCCUCCGAGUUAUUGGCCCUGCACGAGACCAUCUUGAAAUGCCCGACACCGGGCUGUAACGGACGGGGGCACGUAAGUGCGGGACGCAACUCGCACCGCAGCCUAUCCGGCUGCCCGAAAGCGGCCGCCACCAAGGCAGCCGCCCGUGAGCUCAAGUACCAGAAUGGUUUGCUGUUCCGCCAGAAACUCCACAGCGCAGUAAUCAACUAUCAGCAGCUCAGCGACUACCGUACAGCCGCCCUAGUCACUACAGCGGCUGCCAAUAGCAUGAUCAAGACCGAGCAGCACGAGAACGACGAAGAAACCGGUGACAUCAGCAGUAAUAGUGCGUCUUCCGUUUCCCUCUCGUCGCCUGCCUCGUCCCCGUCUGCCGGCUACUCACCGGCAUCCCCUGGUCAGCCCGGCCGAACUCCGACACAACCACAGUCCAGGAUGCUCGAAAGUGCGUACGGUGGGCGGGAUCAGGAGCUGGCCCGCUACCAGAACCAGAUGAGCCACCAGCAGCACCAAGAUCACCACGGUUACGUUGGCAUGCAGAAGAGUGCAUCCGUGUACGGUGCGGCGUACGGGAGCCCAGCGGUGGUGCAGCCACCGCCACCCGCUCCCCCACCACUCGGUGUGGACGAGUAUGGUGCGGGGGUCCCACCGAUGCACGGCGCAUCACCGGUGGUGGCUGCGGUGGCCACAACGGCCGCCCUGAAGAUGGAGCUACCGGAGGAAGGGAGCACCACGGGGGUACCGCUCUAUCCGGUACACCGUCCCGGCUACCACUACGAUCCCACCGCCACCUGCACACCGCACCACCCGCAGGGCAUCAUCCCUCCACCGUCACCCUCCCAGCUGGCACAAACCGCCGGUACCGGCUUCUCGGUUAUCAACCUGAGUGUCAAGGUAACGUCCAGUGGGAGUGCCUCGGCGGCUGCUGCUACCAGUGGCGGCUCACUCUGCAACAUGGGCUCUCCAGGUGACGGUAAUGGCGGCGACGACAACCGUGGUGGUGACACACCGUCAUCGACCGCCAUCAUCGAUGAGCUUCACUCGCCGAACGGUGUGUCGUCGUCGUCGGUGCGGGCGUCCUGCGGUGAGGACGGUUCGCAGCCGCCGCCGCCGCCACCGCCGGCCGCCAAGAGCCCGCAACCGGGCACGAGCCCGAAACAGCACUUGGCGAGCCCGCAAGGCCACACACUCGAUCUAAGCGUCAGCCGGCUACCGAACAGCUCGACAGCCGCCGCCGCCGCCUCCAGCAGCCCCUCCGCCAGCUAUCAUCCAGGGGAGGCGGCUGCGGCUGCCUCAGCCUCCGUUGUCGCUUCGGCGGCGAUUGCGGCAAGCGUUCGCUCCCCACCGACCGAACCGGUCGACUUUAGCGGCCCAUCGGCGACGGCGGCCGGCCGGCCCGGACUGGCGGCUGCCGGGUUCGGCUUCGGUCCGAAUCCGACGGCCGGUUACAGCCGCGAGUCCACACCGGACAGUGCCGCCUCGCACUACCUCGAGGGGUACCGGGAUCACAGCGGGUACAGUCCACACCCGGGCUACGGUAUGAUGGAGUACGCGAACCCGGGCUACCCGGGCUACACCACCAACUAUCAGGCCUGCCCCCCACCGUACGGUCCGUACGCGACGGCCGGUUACAACUCGGCGGCCGCUGCAGCCGCCGCCGCAGCCGCUGCCGCCGCGGCCGGUUCGUCCUGCUACGCCAUGCCGCCACCCUCGCACAUCCCGUCGCACGACAAGCUGCUCAAGGAUGGCCUCACCGGCGGAUUGGUUGGGCGCACCGACAGACAGUACCAUCAUGCCAGCACCCAGGAGCUCAAGUGUCCGACGCCCGGUUGCGACGGUUCCGGGCAUGCGACCGGUAACUACUCGUCCCACCGGAGCCUGUCCGGGUGCCCGCGUGCUACCAAACCGAAGAGCAAACCGCGCGACGGCCAGGAAUCGGAACCGCUCAGAUGUCCGAUUCCCGGUUGCGAUGGAUCCGGUCACUCGACCGGCAAGUUUCUCUCGCAUCGCAGUGCUUCCGGAUGCCCGAUCGCGAACCGGAACCGGAUGCGCGUAAUGGAUACGGGCGGAGCGGGCACGGAAGGAGGACCCCAUUCCGGGCAUUCCUCCUCAUUGCAUGGGCACGCUAAGCUGAGCGGCCUGAAGACGUACGACGUAGGCCAUGAUCACGGUGGCGGUAACGUGGCCGACCCGCAGUGGUCCAGCUCCAGCACCACCACUACUACCACUACCACCGCAACCACCGGCCAGACAGGCGCCAAGAAGGCCAAAUACUCGGACGAACCACCGUACGGCAAGGCGUACACUGGCGAUAUGCUGCUACACCAGUCGCCCUCCCAUACGGACCAGCGUCAGUCGGUCUCGGGGGAAGCGACGAACCGGCCGGAUACUGGCUCACCCGGUAGCAUAGCACAGAGUGUCAGCCCCGGCGGUCACACCCUUCAUCACCAUCACCACCAGCACCACCAGCUGCAGCAGCAUCAGCAGCAGCAGCACCACCACCACCAUCACCACCACCACCAACAGCAACAUCCUGGUGAUGGUUCGGGUGUUGCGACGAGUAGCAGCGGUGGCGAAGAUCUGCUGUCGCUCGAGGCCGAGAUCUCGGAGCUGCAGCGCGAGAAUGCCCGCGUCGAGUCGCAGAUGCUGCGGCUGAAGACCGACAUCAGCGCGAUGGAGACGCAGCUCGGGCAUGCCGAACGGGUACGUAAGCUCAGGAAACUGAAGCAACUACGGCUAGCAACCGUGGCAACCAUGUAG